This is a messenger RNA of Ciona intestinalis (vase tunicate), 1808 nucleotides long. RefSeq names its product aquaporin-1-like. The record is from RefSeq and is a predicted model, not a curated record. Gene Ontology annotation, cellular component: plasma membrane. Gene Ontology annotation, biological process: water transport; transmembrane transport. NCBI's taxonomy places the organism in Eukaryota, Metazoa, Chordata, Ascidiacea, Phlebobranchia, Cionidae. Gene Ontology annotation, molecular function: water channel activity.
GUCCGUUUAGUAAAAUACUGGCCGAUGUUCGGUCAUACGCCACUUAGUGUAAUCGCGUGUAAGAACUGGCGAUUAAAAUAACCUCUCUUUCUUCAGUAAGGAGUUUGUUUUACUUUCAUUACCGAAGAUUGUAAUUGUGCACAGAUACAAGCGGUGGUUAUUGGAUUAAAAAGUGGACACGGUUUUUAAGCGGGUGUUUAACUCGUAACUCUUUACAUUGAUCGUCAUCUGCUCAUGUUUUUGCAGGCAUAGUGAUUAGAAAACUGUUUCGUUUGAAAAUUAAGUGGAUCGGAAUCUGUUUUAUUGUUUUGAAGACUUGGAUUACCUAUUUCUGAAAAUCCGGUUUUGUCGUUUUGUCAUAACAAGAGCAGUGUCGUCAUGAAUAACGACCGGAAAGACGUAACAAAGCUUCAUAGCCGCCGUAAGAGGGCGCUGCAGAGCGUGAAGAGCCAACUGUCGGAUGUUGACUUGUGGAGGUCAUCAGCUGCUGAAUUUCUUGCUACUUUCAUCUUUAUUUUUAUUGUGUGUCUUAGCCAUAUGAUGGCGCCUUCCACUGCAGCAAAUACCGCGUUAGACGCGCGAUCGAAACAACUCAUCUCCUAUGCUUCUGACCCGUUGCAGACAAGCGUUGGGAUCGCGCUGACAUAUGCUACGUUAAUUCAAUGCUUCGAGAAGAUCAGUGGGGGUCAUAUGAACCCGGCGGUGACCUUUGCCAUGGUGAUUGCCGGUCACAUGACCGUGGUCAAAGCUGCAGUGUUCUGCCUGGCUCAACUUGGUGGAAGUUUUACCGCCGCUGCACUUUGCUAUGGAAUGUUUCCUUCGGAAAAUCAACAAAUGAACGCCGUAUCUCGACUUCACGAAGGGCUGGAGCCUCUCCAGGGUUUUGGAAUCGAGGUUUUACAGUCAGUCGUUCUCAUCGUCACGUGGUUAGCAACAUACGCGACCAGCCAAUCACAACUCGGAUCGUCCGCUAUCCCUGUGGGAAUGGCUUACCUCGCGAACACUUUGUGGGCGGGUCGUUUAACCGGGUCAAGCAUGAAUCCAGUAAGAUCGCUUCCACCUGCCCUACUUUCCAAGUACUACACUAAUCUAUGGGUUUACAUUGCCGGGCCGAUAAUUGGUUGCUCUGUUGGUGCUGUGCUGUACACUUAUGUGUUUGUGACACCAGACCGCAAGCCUAGAGCUCGAAAGUUGACAGAAUCAGGAAGAAGCGCAGAAGGUGAAUCUGUCCGGAGCGAACAUGAUGCUCAUGAGUUGAUGCCAUUAAACCACAUAACGCCACGCCAUACAUCAACCAGCAUUGUACCAACAGAAGCAUUGAGUCAACGAGAUGAAGGGGUCACGUUGGUGCGAGCCCAGCACCCAGCUUACUACGCAACAAUGUCGCAGAGAUCUGACGUCACACAGGCGCUAUACGUGCAGGUCCCGACAUCACAACAGCAGCCGCAGCAAUUUCAACAAAUUUACCAACGCCAACCGCCACCGGCAACUCCGCACCAAACUAUGGUGGCCACGACUCCACGCCGAAUGAGCACUCCUGGUUUGCAGCCAUUGCGGUACCAGACGUCGAGCGCUCCCGUGACAAGAACACCGUCACGACCAUCUACGCGACCCAGCACCGCAUGUAGUAUGCCCAUGACGCCUAUGAACCGAACCAAUCAAAAUUUUGAGACGUCCGGUAGACACUCCCGUUGUGACGUUGGUACACCAGCAACGUUUCAAGAUUGUUCAUCCACAAAUGUUUUAAUCGACAACAGCGUUUUAUAGCCUUUGGUUGUUGUUUUUUCAUAAACCUUUCUUAAAGUUCA